AUGCCUCGGGGACAAUACGCAUUCGAUGAAUAUGUCCGAGAAGACGCAAACAUGCCUCGACAAAGCCACGCUCCAGUGGUUCAUGGAGGAGCAGACAACCCUCCCAUAGAAAAUGCCAUGGCAAACGGCGACUUUGAGAAGGACCCGGGUUUCGUAUACCUUGGGAUGUCACGUGAGGCAAAAGCCGCAUCGGCUGCUCGCCCGUUCGACUCCAAGAAGAAUGUUUGGGUACCAGACCCAGAGGAAGGUUUCAUCGCCGCUGAAAUCCAAUCUGUACAGGGAGAGCAAGUCACUGUUGUCACCGCCAAGGGAAACACGGUGACAGUGAAAAAGGAUGAAGCGCAAGAAAUGAAUCCCCCAAAAUUCGAUAAGACCGAAGACAUGGCUAACCUGACCUUCUUGAACGAAGCCUCCGUUUUGGCUAAUCUGAAGGACAGAUACAAGGAUAUGAUGAUCUAUACAUAUUCCGGUCUGUUCUGCGUCGUCAUUAACCCGUACAAACGCCUGCCCAUCUACACAGAAUCUGUAAUCAAAUUCUACAUGGGAAAGAGAAGAAACGAGAUGCCACCGCAUCUGUUCGCCACUUCCGAUGAAGCUUACAGAAACAUGGUGCAGGAUCGAGAAAACCAAUCCAUGCUGAUUACUGGAGAAUCUGGAGCCGGUAAGACUGAGAACACAAAGAAAGUAAUCUCGUAUUUCGCCAUUGUCGGUGCUACCCAGGCCGCUAAGUCUGACAAGGGACAAGGAACCAAAGGGGGUACUCUCGAGGAGCAGAUCGUGCAGACCAACCCUGUGCUUGAAGCUUUUGGUAAUGCCAAGACAGUCCGUAACAACAACUCAUCUCGAUUCGGAAAAUUCAUUCGAACCCAUUUCUCCGCACAAGGAAAACUUGCUGGAGGAGAUAUCGAACAUUACUUGCUCGAGAAAUCCCGUGUCGUACGACAGGCUGCUGGAGAACGAAGUUACCACAUUUUCUACCAAAUCAUGUCCGGAUUUGACCCUAAACUUCGUGAGAAACUGAAACUCACCAAUGAACUCAAAUACUACCACUUCUGUUCGCAAGCCGAGUUAACCAUUGAUGGUGUUGAUGACAAAGAAGAAAUGGGUCUCACCCAGGAAGCUUUCGAUAUCAUGGGUUUCGAAGAUGAGGAAGUCAUGGAUUUGUACAAGAGUUGCGCUGCUAUUCUGCAUAUGGGAGAGAUGAAGUUUAAACAGAGGCCAAGAGAAGAACAGGCUGAACCCGAUGGCGAUGAAGAUGCUCAGAACGUUGCUCACAACCUCGGUGUAAACCACGAAGAACUCCUAAAGGCUCUCGUUAAGCCUCGUGUGCGUGUCGGUACCGAAUGGGUGAACAAGGGACAGAACUUGGAGCAGGUUCACUGGGCAGUUGCUGGUCUCGGUAAGGCCAUCUACGCUCGUAUGUUCAAAUGGCUCAUUGCAAGAUGUAACAAAACUCUCGAUGCCAAAGAAAUCGAACGCCGGUUUUUCAUUGGAGUGCUCGACAUUGCCGGAUUCGAAAUCUUCGACUUCAACUCAUUUGAGCAGCUCUGGAUUAACUUUGUGAAUGAACGCCUGCAACAGUUCUUUAACCACCACAUGUUCGUCCUUGAACAGGAGGAAUACAAACGUGAAGGGAUCCAAUGGACAUUCAUCGAUUUCGGUCUCGAUCUACAGGCUUGUAUCGAACUGAUCGAGAAGCCCCUUGGUCUGAUUUCAAUGCUUGAUGAAGAGUGCAUCGUGCCAAAGGCUACAGAUAUGACCUACGUACAGAAGCUGAACGAUCAACAUCUCGGGAAGCACCCGAACUUCCAGAAACCCAAGCCACCAAAGGGAAAACAGGCGGAAGCUCACUUUGCUGUUGUUCACUACGCCGGUACUGUACGCUACAAUGCCACCAACUUCCUAGAAAAGAACAAGGAUCCUCUUAACGACACCGCAGUCGCCCUACUCAAGACGCACUCACAUGGUUGUAAAUUGAUGUUGGAAAUUUGGGCAGAUUACCAGACUCAGGAGGAAGCAGCUGAAGCUGCUAAGAGCGGAGCCGGAGGAGGAAAGAAGAAGGGAAAAUCUGCCUCGUUCAUGACUGUGUCCAUGAUUUAUCGCGAGUCCUUGAACAACUUGAUGAACAUGCUUUACCAGACUCAUCCUCAUUUCAUUCGUUGCAUUAUUCCCAACGAAAAGAAGACGUCUGGUUUAAUUGACUCUGCCCUCGUACUGAAUCAGUUGACUUGCAAUGGUGUACUGGAAGGUAUCAGAAUUUGUCGUAAAGGUUUCCCUAACAGAAUGCUCUACGACGACUUCAAACACCGUUAUGCUGUGCUCGCUGCCGAACAGGCUAAGUCGUCCGACGAUGUGAAAGCAUCAUCGAUUGCCAUCACUGAUAAGUUGGUCACCGACGGAAGUCUCAAGGAUGAAGAGUUCAAGAUUGGUAACACCAAGGUGUUCUUCAAAGCUGGAAUCCUCGCCAGACUUGAAGAUUUGCGUGAUGAGAUCCUCAGAGUAAUCAUGACCAACUUCCAAAGCCGUGUCAGGUGGUACCUCGGACAGACCGAACUCAGGAGAAGGAUGCAGCAACAAGCAGGCUUGCUCAUCGUUCAACGCAACGUUCGCUCAUGGUGCACCCUUCGUACAUGGGAGUGGUUCAAACUGUACGGAAAGGUCAAGCCUAUGCUCAAGGCAGGAAAAGAAGCCGAAGAAAUGGAAAAGCUAUCGGAAAAGAUCAAGUCUUUGGAAGAGGCCGUUGCCAAGGGUGACGAAUCCAGAAAACAGCUUGAAACACAGGUCGCUGGCCUAGUGGAAGAGAAAAAUCAGUUGUUCUUGAAUUUGGAAAAGGAGAAAGCAAACCUUCAAGAUGCCGAAGAACGUAAUCAGAAACUUGCAGCUCUGAAAGCAGACCUUGAUAAACAACUCGCUGAAGUUCAGGAUCGCCUUGCUGAUAUGGAAGACCGCAACAACGAUCUCUCCAGACUGAAGAAGAAGUAUGAGCAAGAGAUCGCUGAGCACAAGAAACAUGCCCAGGAUUUGGAACUUUCCUUGAAAAAGGCUGAGAGUGAGAAGCAGGCCCGCGACCACAACAUUCGCUCCCUCCAAGAUGAAAUGGCAAACCAGGAUGAGUCUGUUGCUCGCCUCAACAAGGAAAAGAAGCAUCAAGAAGAGGUCAACCGCAAGCUCAUGGAAGAUCUGCAAGCGGAAGAAGACCGCGUCAAUCACAUGGAGAAGGUCCGAGCUAAGCUUGAGCAACAAUUGGACGAUCUUGAGGAUGCCAUGGACCGUGAAAAAAGAUCUCGUCAAGAUCUCGAAAAGGCCAAACGAAAGGUUGAGGGCGAAUUAAAGGUUGCUCAGGAAAAUAUUGAUGAAAUCACGAAGCAGAAACACGAUGUUGAACAAAAUCUAAAGAAAAAAGAGGCGGAACUUCAUCAACUCUCGACACGCCUGGAAGAGGAGCAAUCGCUUGUUGCUAAGCUCCAGCGACAGAUCAAAGAACUGCAGGCUCGCAUUUCAGAGCUUGAGGAAGAGCUUGAAAAUGAAAGACAAAGCCGCGCAAAGGCAGAUCGAUCGCGCUCGGAAUUGCAACGCGAAUUGGAAGAGAUUAGCGAAAGACUUGAGGAGCAAGGAGGAGCCACUGCCGCUCAACUCGAGGCGAACAAGAAGAGAGAGGCCGAACUUGCUAAGCUGCGACGUGAUCAAGAGGAAGCUAAUCUUAAUCAUGAAACGGCUUUGGCGUCACUACGAAAGAAGCACCACGAUGCUGUAGCAGAACUGACAGAUCAGCUUGAGCAGCUCCAGAAACUGAAAGCUAAGGCAGACAAGGAGAAAGCUCAAUUGCAAAGAGAGCUGGAAGAAUUGUCUGCCUCCGUAGACAGUGAAGUUCGCUCUCGACAAGACAUCGAGAAGCAGCUUAAAGUUGUCGAAGUACAAUAUGCUGAGGCUCAAACGAAAGCGGACGAACAAUCCCGACAGCUUAAUGACUUUGCCGCUCUGAAGAACCGACUACAUAACGAGAAUGGAGACCUCGGACGCCAGCUUGAGGACAUGGAGAACCAGCUUAACAGCUUGCACCGCUUGAAAGCACAGCUGAGCAGCCAACUGGAAGAGACGAAGCGCAGCUACGAUGAAGAAGCUCGCGAGCGUCAAGCCCUUGCUGCUCAAGUGAAAAACUUCGAACAUGAGAACGACAGCCUUCGUGACCAACUCGACACCGAAUCAGAAGCUAAAGCUGAACUCCUUCGCCAAAUCAGCAAGCAGAACGCUGAAAUCCAACAAUGGAAAGCACGAUUUGAGAGCGAAGGUCUCGCUAAGCUCGACGAGAUUGAGGAAGCCAAGCGCAAGCUCCAAGGCAAGGUCCAAGAACUGACAGAUGCAAACGAAAUGGCCUUCGCCAAAAUUGGAUCGCUCGAAAAGACUCGCCACAAGCUUAUGCAAGACUUAGAUGACGCACAAGUUGAUGUUGAGCGCGCUGCCUCAUAUGCUGCUGCUUUGGAGAAGAAACAAAAAGGCUUUGACAAGAUCAUUGAUGAAUGGAGAAAGAAACACGAUGAUCUCGCCGCUGAACUUGAUGCUGCACAGAGAGACAACCGCAACCUUUCCACUGACCUCUUCAGGGCGAAGACCGCUCAAGAUGAGCUCACGGAGCAUCUGGAAAGUGUCCGCCGUGAGAACAAGCAACUCGCACAGGAAGUGAAGGAUCUUGCUGACCAACUCGGAGAAGGAGGACGGUCCGUCCAUGAACUCCAAAAAAUGGUCCGUAGGUUGGAAGUCGAAAAGGAGGAACUACAGAAAGCCCUUGAUGAAGCUGAAGCAGCGCUUGAGGCUGAAGAAGCCAAAGUUCUCCGCGCCCAAGUCGAAGUGUCCCAAAUUCGCUCCGAGAUUGAGAAACGUAUCCAGGAAAAAGAGGAAGAAUUUGAAAACACCCGUAAGAACCACCAACGCGCCUUGGAAAGCAUGCAAGCCACACUGGAAGCAGAGACAAAACACAAAGAGGAAGCCCUACGCAUCAAGAAGAAGCUCGAGGCCGACAUCAAUGAACUCGAAAUCGCCCUCGACCAUGCCAACCGUGCUAAUGCCGACGCUCAGAAGACGAUCAAAAAAUACAUGGAGACUGUUCGCGAGUUGCAGCUCCAGGUUGAAGACGAACAGCGACAAAAGGACGAGAUAAGGGAACAAUUCCUCAAUUCAGAAAAACGUAAUGCCAUUCUUCAGACCGAGAAGGAAGAGCUCUCGCAAGUGGCGGAAGCCGCAGAACGUGCCAGACGCAACGCUGAAACUGACUGCAUAGAACUACGUGAGCACAACAACGAUCUGUCCUCCCAGCUCAAUGGCAUCACAGCGGUCAAGAGAAAGCUCGAAGGAGAGUUGCAAGCCAUGCACUCUGAGCUCGAUGAGACCCUUGCUGAACUCAAAAACGUCGACGAAAUGGGUAAGAAGGCUGCCGCCGAUGCUGCUCGGUUGGCUGAGGAGUUGCGUCAAGAGCAGGAACACAGCAUGCAUGUCGAAAGAAUACGCAAAGGUCUCGAGGUCCAGAUUAAGGAGAUGCAGAUUCGUCUCGACGAAGCUGAAGCAGCGGCCCUUAAAGGUGGAAAGAAAAUCAUUGCUCAACUUGAGACCCGAAUUCGCAGUCUUGAGCAGGAGCUUGACGGAGAACAACGACGCCACCAAGAAACUGACAAGAACUGGCGCAAAUCAGAACGUCGUGUAAAGGAAGUCGAAUUCCAACUCGAAGAAGACAAGAAGAACCAGGAGCGACUCACCGAACUUAUUGACAAGUUGCAAGCUAAGCUGAAAGUGUUCAAACGACAGGUCGAAGAAGCUGAAGAAGUCGCUGCCACCAAUCUCGGCAAAUAUCGUCAACUGCAGGCUCAGCUCGACGAUGCGGAGGAGCGCGCUGAUAUCGCAGAGAAUGCACUGAGCAAAAUGCGCAACAAGAUUCGCGCAUCCGCCUCAAUGGUACCAAGCGGACCCGGUGGACUGGCACAAUCCGCAAGUUCGGCAGUUAUCCGAAGCACCUCGUUUGCCAGAAGCCAAGAUUUCUAA
Messenger RNA from Necator americanus (New World hookworm), 6030 nucleotides. RefSeq lists its product as uncharacterized. Gene Ontology annotation, cellular component: myosin filament; cytoplasm; myosin II complex. The record is from RefSeq and is a predicted model, not a curated record. Gene Ontology annotation, molecular function: actin filament binding; microfilament motor activity; ATP binding. Gene Ontology annotation, biological process: sarcomere organization; muscle contraction. Bases 1 to 6030 code for a protein of 2009 amino acids. NCBI's taxonomy places the organism in Eukaryota, Metazoa, Nematoda, Chromadorea, Rhabditida, Ancylostomatidae. The transcript is spliced from 52 exons.